Solanum lycopersicum (tomato) is the source of this 1754-nucleotide messenger RNA. RefSeq names its product alcohol acyltransferase 9. Gene Ontology annotation, molecular function: acyltransferase activity, transferring groups other than amino-acyl groups. The record is from RefSeq and is a predicted model, not a curated record. NCBI's taxonomy places the organism in Eukaryota, Viridiplantae, Streptophyta, Magnoliopsida, Solanales, Solanaceae.
AAGGUACAAACCCACCCCCUCCGUUUAACCCAGUACUUGGCCAGAAAAGACCGUACAUGUUGUAUCAGUAUAUAUACUCCAUAUCUUUAUUAGAUAUAGUUAUAGCUUUAUAUUCACAUAUUUGUUCAUAUCACAAUUCAGAUGCCAAAAUGUCAAGCUCUGUUCAUGUAAAAGAAGCUACUUUAAUCACCCCUUCAGACCCAACCCCUAUACAAGUUCUCCCACUUUCCGCUUUGGAUUCCCAGCUCUUUUUGCGCUUCACCAUCGAAUAUCUGCUCGUUUACAAGCCCUCACGCCAUGUAUUAGAUAAACUAGCUACAGUGAGCCGUAUCAAGGCCGCGCUUGGUCGAGCCCUGGUCCCUUACUACCCCUUAGCCGGAAGAGUCAGGGCUCGAACAAAUGGCUCGGCAGGCCUUGAAGUGGUCUGCAGAGCUCAAGGUGCGGCCUUCAUACAAGCCGCCUCCGAUCUCACGGCGGAAGAAUUCGAAGGAGCUCCCCGUCAUAACACGCAAUGGCGGAAGCUGUUGUCGUUACAAGUAACUGACGUCCUUAAAGGGGCUCCACCAUUAGUUGUCCAGCUGACUUGGCUAUCGGAUGGAUCGGCUACAUUAGGCGUUGGAUUCAAUCAUUGUCUCUGUGAUGGAAUUGGUAGUGCUGAGUUCCUCAACUUAUUCGCUGAGUUAGCUACUGGUAAGCAGAAAUUCACUCAAUUAAAUCGUCAAGUAUGGAAUCGCUAUCUCAUGGAUCCAAACAUUUAUAAUAAACGCAUUUAUCAACAAAAUCAUCCAGAGUUUAACAAAGUAGCCGAUCUCUGUAACUUCAACUCUCGAUUUUCUCAACUCGCGCCUACUUCAGUAACAUUCAACAGGAGCAGAGUAAACGAAUUGAAGAAAUUAUUAACAUACACCCAAUCCUCUUGCACUUCAUUUGAAGUACUCUCUGCUCAUAUAUGGAAGAGUUGGGCCACAUCAUUAAAUUUACCACCCAACCAAACAGUAAAACUAUUAUUUACAAUCAACAUACGGAAUCGAGUGAAGCCGAGCUUGCCGAUUGGGUAUUACGGUAACGGAUUCGUCUUAGGAUGCGCUCAAUCUUGUGCCAGAGAUUUAGUUGAAAAGGGAUUGGGAUACGCAGUUGGAUUAGUGAAGAGAGCGAAAGAUCGAGUAGACGAUGAGUACGUAAGAGAAGUGGUGGAAUCAGUGAGUUCGAAUGGAACGAGUCCAGACUCAGUAGGUGUGUUAAUAAUGUCACAAUGGUCAAAACUGGGAUUAGAGAAAAUUGACAUAGGAAUGGGGAGGCCUGUUGAAGUAGGACCAGUUUGCUGUGAUAGGUACUGUAUAUUACUGCCGGUGUAUGAUCAGAAGGAUUCUGUGAAGGUAAAUGUUGCGGUCCCUACAAGUGCGGUUGACAAAUACUUGUAUCUGUUAAACAAUACCACCACCAUUGGCACCUGACAAACAAGAUUUGAUGGACGAUAUUCAAUUUCAUGACAUUCACAGGAGUAUCUCUUCUUCUUCUUUUUUUCGAAUUUGAUGAGUACUAACUUAUAUAUGUUGACUUCAUGUACAUCGAUAGAUCAAUCCAAGGAGGGAAAAAGAAUGAGUAAAAGAUGAAUUUGUUCACUUUGUAAUUCUUUUGCUUCGUAUAAUUCAAUCUUAUUUAGGCUUGAGCUUUCCCUCACUUUCCCAAUAGUCUAAAAAUUGUACUCCCUCUGUCUCAAUUUAUGUGAUACUUUUCAUUUUCCGUUCGUCAAA